AUGACCAUCCAGGAAAACCGUAACACCCAAUUUCAAUCGCCCAGUUCAAGUUCCAACGAGUCAAACAAUUCUGCAGCUUCGAACAACAGUGGGGGUGUCGGAAAUGUACCGAUAGUUCACCCUCCACCAAGUGGUACAGCGGGGAGUUCUGUAGCAAGUGACACUCCUGGCCAAAUGGACAACGAGUUGACGGUGUCAGCUGAAGCAAACAACAACAACAACAAUAAUCACUAUCGAGGUGAGAAACCUCUUCAAAAUGGAUGCGAAGACAAGUGGAGUUGGAGCAAGCGGGAUCGAUCGAAGGAGGUGUGGCUUAGCGGAGCCAACAAUCGAACGGUGCACUUCCAUCCGAACUGGAGCAAAGGCACGGCCGGAAUCCGCGGAACCCGGGUGCUCAACAACGGACGAUACUACUGGGAGCUGAGUGUGUCACAGCGAGUUUUCGGAACGAGCAUGAUGUUCGGUAUUGGUACCAAGAAGGCCCGGUUGCACGUAAAUGCCUUCACGAAUCUGCUUGGCGAGGAUAGCAACGGUUGGGGCCUUUCGCACAAGGGCUUGCUAUGGCACGGUGGAACCGCGAGAAACUAUACGAAACGUUUUAAGGAAAACCAGGCUACAAAAAUUGGCAUCCUGUUCGACGGAGUCGCAGGCACGUUAACGUACUACAAAGAUGAUGUAUGUCUUGGAAUAGCUUUCCGAGGAUUAAAUGAGAUCCGCGAGCCCUUGUACCCAAUCGUGUGCUCGACGGCAGCAAAAACGGAAAUGGUUCUAACCGAGUCAAGGCGUGAUUUUGUAAACCUCCAAGAUCGCUGCCGAGCUAUCAUCAUUAAGCAGGUAAAAACUCGCGAUAAGCUAGAUCGACUGAACUUACCGUAUUGCAUCACCAACUAUCUGGCAGAAGCUUUGUCCGAUUGUAGUACUCCCGUCACUCCGUUAGAGCAGCAGCUUAUCGAUUACUAUCUGUUCUAG
This is a messenger RNA of Sabethes cyaneus, 969 nucleotides long. RefSeq names its product SPRY domain-containing SOCS box protein 3 (gene SP555). Gene Ontology annotation, molecular function: protein binding. Lineage: Eukaryota; Metazoa; Arthropoda; Insecta; Diptera; Culicidae. The record is from RefSeq and is a predicted model, not a curated record. Gene Ontology annotation, biological process: proteasome-mediated ubiquitin-dependent protein catabolic process. Bases 1 to 969 code for a protein of 322 amino acids. Gene Ontology annotation, cellular component: SCF ubiquitin ligase complex. The transcript is spliced from 3 exons.